Manihot esculenta (cassava) is the source of this 1451-nucleotide messenger RNA. RefSeq names its product transcription factor MYB44. Gene Ontology annotation, cellular component: nucleus. Gene Ontology annotation, molecular function: RNA polymerase II cis-regulatory region sequence-specific DNA binding; DNA-binding transcription factor activity, RNA polymerase II-specific. The transcript has a single exon. The record is from RefSeq and is a predicted model, not a curated record. The coding region runs from base 149 to 1180 and encodes 343 amino acids. Gene Ontology annotation, biological process: regulation of DNA-templated transcription. Lineage: Eukaryota; Viridiplantae; Streptophyta; Magnoliopsida; Malpighiales; Euphorbiaceae.
UCUCUCCCUCCUAUAAAUCCCUCAAACAACCGCCACCGCUCCUAGUCAUCGUCCUCCCCUCACCACCAACUCAAAACCAGAAUUAGCCAAACAAGAAUCUAAACUUCCAUUUUAUGAUCCCCGCUACUGUGAAGGUUUUGUAAACUCUAUGGCUGUCACCGGGAAGGAUGUGGAUCGGAUUAAGGGCCCAUGGAGCCCCGAGGAAGAUGAAGCCUUACGGAAGCUGGUCCAGAAGCACGGUCCUAGAAACUGGUCCUUGAUUAGCAAAUCUAUUCCGGGCCGAUCCGGUAAAUCUUGUCGUCUCCGCUGGUGCAACCAGCUCUCUCCGCAGGUUGAGCACCGCGCCUUUACCCCUGAAGAGGAUGAUACUAUAAUCCGUGCCCAUGCCCGCUUCGGCAACAAGUGGGCCACCAUCGCCCGCCUUCUUAAUGGCCGGACUGAUAACGCUAUUAAGAACCACUGGAACUCUACUCUCAAGAGGAAGUGCUCGAUGUCUGCGGUGGACGACGCUUGUUUUGGUGGUCGCGAUGUGUAUGAUGGUAAUUUGGAUGGUAAUAGUCAGCCGUUGAAGAGAUCGGUGAGUGCGGGUUCUGGUAUGGCUGUGUCUACGGGGCUUUAUAUGAAUCCAGGGAGCCCAUCUGGGUCUGAUGUCAGCGAUUCCGGUGUUCCUGUUUUGUCCUCUUCGCACGUGUACAGACCCGUGCCGAGAACAGGCCCGGUUAUUCAUCCAGUGGAAACGACAUCGUCUUCCAAUAACAACGACCCGCCGACCUUACUUAGCUUGUCUCUUCCAGGUGCUGAUUCCUCCGAGGUCUCCAACAGGCCAGCCGAAUCAACUGCAGUACGAGUGGCGGACUCGACUCCAGCAACAAACAUAAUUUCUUUGAUGCCGGCAGUGAAUCAAGUUCCAUCUCCGGCACCGGCAUCGGAAGUUGCUGUAGUGGGUAUGCAGCAGAGGGCAGUAAAUGGAGGGUUAGAGUCUGGAUUCGUUGGUUUCACUGCAGAUUUCAUGGCGGUGAUGCAAGAGAUGAUAAGAAGGGAGGUGAGGAAUUACAUGAUGGAGCAAAGUGGCGGCGGCGGCGGAAGUGGUGGAGGCGGUGGUAUGUGUUUUCAGGCUAUAGGUGGAGAAGGGUUUAGAAAUGUGGUGAUGAACCGAGUUGGGAUGAGUAAAAUUGAGUAGUGAGUGAAACUGAACAGCUAGAGGAUAUGGAGAAGAGAAAACUGGGCUUUUGUUUUCUCUCUUUUGUUUAGGGAAUAAUUUUGGGCAUUGUACAGAGGAAGAAAGAGAUGGGUAAAUGUGAAGAAAAAAUGAAAAUAAUAUUUGACGACGAAAGAAUCUUUUUGACAGAGAAGAAGAAGAAGAGAACCUUUGAUUUUGAUAAAAUUUGGAGCUUUUACCCAUUUCAGUAGCCUUGGUUAUGAUCAGGGAACUAAAAAUUGCAACAAUAAAA